Messenger RNA from Cuscuta europaea, 2880 nucleotides. The record is from the annotation of a GenBank genome assembly. Lineage: Eukaryota; Viridiplantae; Streptophyta; Magnoliopsida; Solanales; Convolvulaceae.
AAAGACGUCAAAGACCAAAUUGUUAAGGAGUAAAGAAACCAGUCAGAACUUCAAUUGAUUUUUAAAAACUGGUUCUCUAUGGAGAUUAAAGAAUUCAUUGAAACAGGAAAUAGUCAAUAUUUCCGGUAAUUUUAAGAUGCAGAAUCAAAAUCCUUCGUUUUUCAAGAUCCUAAUAGGCGAUUUUGCCUAUGCUCUGCGUUUACCGCCGCUCUUUGUGGAGAUGUAUGGGGAAAAGCUGUCGCUGACGCUGUCACUCGAAGUGAACGCCGCCGCCGCGUUGGAGAAAAAAUGGGCCGUGAAGCUUGAGAAGAACGGCGAGCAUUCCCUGUUUGGGGAAGGAUGGGGUGCAUUUGUGAGGGAUAACGAUUUGGCGGCGGGGGAUUUCGCAGUAUUCUGGCUGAUGGAUAACUACUCUACUUUCCAUGUUCGACUCUAUGACUGCACUUGCUGCGAAAAACAACUAUCCUCCCGAUUCUCCCCUGCAGGUGGAAGAUCAACUAAUCUUGAUUGCAAUGUAAGGGAGAAGAGAGGAGAGGAGACAGAUGAAUCUACUAAGUCAGUUUCCCUUCCAACCCGCGAUAAGAAAAUGACUAUAACAAGGACUUGUGACAGUGGACUGCUGCAGAAGUUAGAAAAGCUUCGUGUGAAUUGCUAUUGCAAUUUGAGUGAAGUAGCUAAGCGAAUAAAGGUCCAACUCAAUCAACAAGAAAUAGAACAAUUCAGAGACACCGUUUUCGGAUGGGUUCUAGACAUAGAACACAUGCCAAGAAUAAGUGGGCAAUUAAGCAUAGCCUUUGUAGCGAAUUACAUCAAGGAGUUUAAUGGGACAACUGAAAAAACUAUAAUAAGGUUUCACAUAGGGAAUAGGGUGAUAGGUUUUACAAAGGAUGAUUUAGCAAUAGUGACUGGCUUGAAGAUAAGAGGAAAAUUCCCUAAUAUUCUUGAUGUCCCAAGAGGGGAUUUGUGCCGAAGAUACUUUGGUAGUAAGAAAAUAAUACUUAGACAAGAUAUUAUUCAAGCAAUGGAGGAGUACAAUUCUAAAUAUCCUGGGACACAAAAAGAAGAUGGCAUUAAACUAGCACUGUUGUAUGUGCUAGCACAUGGUUUCCUAGGAAAUCAGUACUCACAUCGUUUACCGGGAAAAUAUAUGAACUUAGUAGAAGAUCUAGAUGCUUUCAAUUCUUACCCUUGGGGAGAGGAUGUUUGGGAUGACCUUGUGUCCAAUAUGAAAAACAAUGCGCAAGCAUUGAAAAUAUGCACAGGAAAUAGGGUUGCUUUCCCAGGUUGUAUGCAUGCAAUACAAAUUUGGGCUUUUGAAACAUUUCCAAGUUUGGCUAGUGCAGGAUUGUGCAAUAAAAUAGAAGGGAAAGAAGAUCAAAUACCCCGGACUCUAAGAUGGUCUUUUUUCAAAAAGCCAUCAUUAGAAAAGUUGUGUGAGCUCAUCUUCAAUAAUACCGAGUUUGAGUGGAUAACAAUGGUUCCAAGCCUAGAGGAGAUAAAAUGCAUAGAAGGGCUUCAGGGGUGCGAAGGCAAUGAAGCAUUCCAGGACUUAAGAAUUGAUGCAGAUAGAGCACAAACAAAACAAAACAAAAAGAAUGCAGAAAAACAAAAAGGAAAGAAGAAAGAAACAGAAAGUGUGUUAGAUGGCAGAGGCAACAGAAAAAGUGCAAGGAAUAAGAAGUGUGAAAGCAAAAAGGAGAAAGGAGAGUGUAUUAAGCGAGUAUUGAGGAAAGAGGGGGGAAAUGUGAAUGAUAGUGAAGAUUCCAGUUCCCAUGAAAGUGAAGAUACGGCAAGGGCAGGAAAAAACAUAGUGAUCAAGGCACCGAAACACUCCAAAGACAUCGCCAAAAUACUUGGAGAGGUAAAAGAAAUACAAAAAAGGCAAAACAAACAGGAUACAGUUUUAAAAAAGAUUCUAUCUCUUGUAAAGGAAAUAUCAAACAAGAAAGAAGGAAGCGGAUCACGUUAAAGAGAAAGAGCAAGGAGGAGAAGCUAGCCAUGAUAUAGGUUUGAUGAAAGAUGGAAAGGAUAUGGAGCACGAAACGAUGAAAGAUAUGAAUGAUGAGAUGCAUCAUAUUUGUCAGAAUUGUGAUCAUCUGGACACGGCUAAAACUGUAGAAAAGGAAGUAAAAAUAGACAGAUGAAAGAGGAAGCCAAUGACUAGGAAGAAGAGAUACAAAUGAAUAAUGUUUUGGUAAUUAUAAAUGAUUUAGUUUAAAAUUUAUUUUAUUAUUCUUUUAUGGGUGUGACAUGUUUAUUUUUUGUGUUUUAAACGCGUACCGUUUUUUUGAACCAAAAAUGUGUUCAAAACGAAAAUAAUGUCGGUCCGUUUAGAAAGGAAAAAAACUCGUACUUCUCGUAUAUAACGUAUUUUUCCCGUAUUUUACAAAAAAUAGAAACAUGAACUAUCUAUUGAAUGAAUGCAUUAAAUGCAUAGGAGAUCAACAAUAGCUUAAAUGCAAAAAGGAAAACCUCUUCACCUUGAUCUUUUGUUUUUGUAUUGUUACAAUCUAAUUAUUAAAUGCUAAAAUCAUUUGCAUGGCAGCUAAAGCUAGCAUCCUAAAAGAUUAAAACUUGAAAUACUACUAGAAUUCUGAUGUUUUGACAAACAAGCAUAUCAAAGUUAAAGUUUUCUAAACCUGACAUUUUUUUUGCAUAAAAUUUUACACCUAAACAAUAAAAAGCGUAACAGUCGCACACCUUUUCUCAUAUGUCAUUUGUCAUCUUAAUGAAAAUGAUGAUUUUAACUUGAGUGUUAUUUGAUGAUCAUAUAAAGAUAAUGAUUUUAACUUAUGAUCAUUCUAUUGUCAUUAUGCCUCAUGUUUUUGACAUUAUUUGCAAAAUUAUGUUUUGGACUUAAUUACUAUUUUUAUUUUUGGC